Molecule: messenger RNA, 832 nt
Organism: Juglans microcarpa x Juglans regia
Lineage: Eukaryota; Viridiplantae; Streptophyta; Magnoliopsida; Fagales; Juglandaceae
Product: monothiol glutaredoxin-S10-like
Exons: 5
Coding region: 112-645 (177 amino acids)
Biological process (GO): cellular response to oxidative stress
Cellular component (GO): cytoplasm
Molecular function (GO): glutathione disulfide oxidoreductase activity
Source: RefSeq, a predicted model, not a curated record
CCAAAAGCCCAUUUGUUUCAGAAAAACCCCAAACAGAGAGCUCCAACUCCAAGUUAGCUACUAGAACCGAACACAGAGUGGAAAAACCAAAAAAAAAAAAAAAAAGACACUAUGGCAGUCACAUCUAAUCUCACCAAUUUCACCUCUCUCGUUCUGAAUUCUCCUCGCACUCUCUCUCCCAUCAGCAAGCCCUCCGUUUGCUCUAUUCCUUUCAACAAUACUCGUGGCCUCAGGACCAACUCAAUCUCGAGUUUUGCCACCAAUGGCUCAAGAACGUACAGACCCUUUUCGGUUCAGGCCAUGGCUUCUUCGUUCGGGUCUCGGCUCGAAGAUAGCGUGAAGAAGACAGUGACUGAAAACCCAGUUGUUGUUUACUCCAAAACUUGGUGCUCGUACUCUUCUGAGGUGAAGUCGUUGUUCAAAAGGCUUGGUGUGCAGCCAUUUGUCAUUGAAUUGGAUGAACUAGGUCCCCAAGGGCCACAAGUGCAGAAGGUUCUUGAGAGGCUUACUGGGCAGUAUACUGUUCCAAAUGUUUUCAUUGGAGGCAAGCAUAUUGGCGGAUGUACAGAUACAGUGAAGUUGUACCGGCAAGGAGAGCUUGAACCUUUGCUGUCAGAAGCCAAAGCCAAAAGUACAGAAAGCUAGCCCUUGGAAAUGUUAUCUUAAAGAAUUUGACCCCAAUGCCAACCUUGGACUUCUCAAGGAAGAAUGUUACUUUUAUUGCUCUACAAAUAUCAUGCAUAAUAUGACAGGUGAGGUUUGGAUAAUGAGUUGAGAUGAAAGUUGAAUAAAAUAUUGUUAGAAUAUUAUUUUUUAGUAUUAUUAUUGUUUU